CAGUCGGUACCGAGCCGCCGCUCAGAGCAGACGCGCUUGUCGCUGGUCUCUCCGUCUCUCCCCCGCACGAUCUCUCACAAUCGCGAUCGCCCGAGCCGCAGCCCUUCGCACAGGAUUACAGUGCAGUAGUGCCAGUAGUGCAGCGCCAGUGCAGUGCAAAGAGAAGCCCAUUUUGGAUUACCGCCGCAGCCGCAGCUCCUCGCCAGGACUCGCACUAGAUGCAGUUACAAAUGGGUGUCCAGACGGAGCUCAGGUCCUGGGAGUGGAAGACGUGCUUCGCGCCCUUCCCGGAGCCCGACCUGCCCAAAGAUCCUAGGUGUUGGUCGCGUUCCGACGUCGCCGCCUGGCUCCACUACAUGGCCAUGGUGCACCACCUGCCCUGUGUGCCCAUCGACCGCUUCCUCAUGAACGGCAAGGCCCUGUGCCUCAUGUCCAUGGACAUGUUCCUCGGGAGGGUGCCCCUCGGCGGCAAGCUCCUCUACAAGGACUUCCAGAUCCGGCUGGGACGCGCCAUGUACAACAGUUGAACAGACAUUACGAGUGUACGAGAGUGUGUAAAUCUGCGUGUGCGUGAAUGAGUGUAUGUGUUUUAAAGAAUAAGAGUUUGUAUGUCCAAUAAUAUUGAGUGAUAUAUAUAUAAUACGUACAAGCACUGUGUUGAGGUAGCACCAGGACUGUGAAAUCGACUAUAUUGUUGCAGAAUUAGAGUUCAGGAUAUUUUUUGUAAGCACUCCUCACAAUAGUUCAUUCGUUUUUAAGGGUCUGAGUGGUGCUAAAUUUUUCGGUGCUUUCUUCACAGUGCAUUUCUGAUUCGUGAUACUUCUAUGCCACUCGGCAACCACAAUUGAAACUUUGCGAGAGUUAGUUUAUUUUUGUAACUGUGGAUGUGGUUUCAUGUGAUAUGUAUAGAAAUCAACUUAUACAUUGUAGAACAGUUGACUAAAAUAUGUAUUUUAAGACGUUUAGAUAGAUUUGUGUAUUUUUGUACUAUAUAUCUGUAGAGAGCAAUCCAAUCUUAAAUUAUUUUUAGUACCAGGAUUUGAUGCACUGGCAGCUAAGGUACAUACAUAUCAGUAUAGUAUUGUGAAACUCCCUUUGAUAUCAGCCAUGAAAAAAAUUUUGGCUGAAAAGGAAGAAUCAUUGUGUAGAGGGCAUAAGCCCGUGUGUUUCAGGUGUGCAUCUAGUCAUUAAUUGAUACAUUAUAAUAUCAAGUUCUCAGUUUUAUGGGUGGAAAAUUAGGAGGUUCUCUAAAAUAUGGGGAGUAUGAUGAUGUAAGAAUAUUCUUCUCCAAGUGUCCUGUUAUAACUGUAUCAAGUGAACCUGAGUGACAUUUCUUGUUCACUGUGCUCAAACUGUAUGUUAGUUGCAUUAUGUGUGACUUAAUUGUAGAGAUUUAGAAAAAAGGAGUAAUUUAUUAAUUCUCUGCCUUCUUGUUGUAUAAAUUGUUUUCAGUAUUUAUGAGUUAUUUAACGUACAUGAUCAAAUACGCAUCUGUAUAUAUUUUUUCUAGUCAAUACAUGAAA
Frankliniella occidentalis (western flower thrips) is the source of this 1523-nucleotide messenger RNA. It is a transcript of the gene edl, whose product is annotated as transcription factor ETV7. The coding region runs from base 219 to 527 and encodes 102 amino acids. NCBI's taxonomy places the organism in Eukaryota, Metazoa, Arthropoda, Insecta, Thysanoptera, Thripidae. The transcript is spliced from 3 exons. The record is from RefSeq and is a predicted model, not a curated record. Gene Ontology annotation, molecular function: sequence-specific DNA binding.